GGCACCCAAGACGUAAACCUUGCAAACAUGGCGACGCUCCGAGGAGAGUACGGAGGUUGGAAAUACGACCGUUUUUAACCGAGAAAAUAACCUCCUCUUCGCAUGUUACAAUGUGGUGGGGUUAGCCAGAGCCACCGCACGCACAGCCUUUUAGACGAUGUUUGCAGAGGCCAGUCUGUCCAUCUGGGGAUGGGGGGGUCUUGGAGUCGUGCUGUUCCUCAUCACCUUUGGACCCUUUGCCAUAUUCUACCUGGCCUUUUAUAUUUUCUGCUUCAUUGGAGGGGGCUUUGCGGUCACUUUGCUUUAUGGAAAGAUCAACUCCGAGAAACACCUGGAGAAGUGCGAGCAAUCUUACUUGCCGCCCACACAAAUUGGUAUACUGAAGACAUUGGAUGAGAUGAAGCUGGAGAUUAGACCUAUAAAGAUUGACAGGAGACUGACGGGCUCCAGUUUCAUAGAUGAACCACUACAACAGGUGAUCCAGUUUGCGCUUAGAGACUACAUCCAGUACUGGUAUUACACUCUGAGCGAGGAUGAAUCCUUUUUAUUGGAGAUCAGACAGACGCUCCAGAAUGCCCUCGUCCAGUUCUCCACACGGUCCAAAGAGGUGGACUGGCAGCCUUACUUCACUACUCGCCUGGUGGACGACUUUGCCACCCAUUUACGUGUCUUUAGAAAAGCCCAGGAUCGCCUCGCCGACAGGGAGGACAAGCAAAGAGACAUAACAGAGGAGCUGGUGGACUCAUUCUUUGAGGCCGAGGUGGAGAUGGAAAGAAAGAUUUGUCGAGACGUCGUAUGCACCUCACACAAAGACGAAGAAGGUUUUCUUCGGGACUUGUGCGAGCUGCUUCUGUAUCUGUUACUACCUCCUGGAGAUUUCCACAACAAGAAUAUGAGAUACUUCCUGAGGGAGGUGUUGGCGCGUGGUGUGUUACUUCCUCUGAUCAACCAGCUGAGCGAUCCCGACUACAUCAAUCAAUUUGUUAUCUGGAUGAUUCGGGACUCCAGCUGUAACUAUGAAGCCUUCAUGAACAUCCUGAAGUUAACGGACAAACCUGCUGAGCUGGAGGCUGUAAAAGACAAGGUGCUGGAGGAGCUGCAGUAUCUCCGCUCCCUGGACACAGCUGGAGAUGACAUCAACGUGAUUAAGAACCAGAUUAACAGUCUUCUGUUUGUGAAGAAGGUGUGUGAGACCAGGAUCCAGAGACUUCAGUCUGGCAAGGAAGUCGAUGCCUUAAAGCUGGCAGCCAACUUUGGCAAGCUGUGCGUGAUCCCUCUGGAUCACAUCCUCAUCCACAACAUAGCCCUGCAGUUCUUUAUGGACUUCAUGCAGGCAGCGGGGGCCCAGGCAGAACUGUUCUUCUGGCUUACCGUGGAGGGAUACAGGGUGACGGCGCAGCAGCAGCUGGAGGCGAUGCAGGGCUGGCAGAAAGACGGAGGCAAAAAGCAGCCCAGUGCCACCAAGGGGCUGCUGAAGGCUGCAGCACUCGGUGUCUAUGAACAAUACCUCUCUGAAAAGGCGUCUCCCAGGGUGCAGGUGGACGAGGAAUCGGUUACAAAACUGGGGGAGAAGUUACAGAAAGACGACCCCACGCCAGAGAUAUUUGAUGAAAUUCAAAGAAAAGUAUAUGAUAUGAUGCUACGUGAUGAGCGCUUCUACCCAUCCUUCAAGCAGAGUCCUCUCUACGUCCGCAUGCUGGCAGAGCUGGACAUGUUGAAAGAGCCAAGCUACCGAGGGUCUGAUGAUGGCGAUGGAGAAUCCUUCAAUGGUUCUCCCACAGGAAGCAUAAACCUCUCCUUGGACGACUUGUCCAACUCCUGCCAUGAUGAAACUAUGCAGCUACAUGCCUUCAUCUCAGACACAGCUGAUGCUUGUCUCCCGGGCUUCUGGGGUGCUGCAGGGGUUUGCAAUGACCACGGUAAGACCUACGCGCUGUACGCCAUCACUGUGUUCAGACGCAACCAAGACGGCAGUGAGGAGUGCUGGAAGACUUACCGCCGCUACUCGGACUUCCACGACUUCCACAUGAGAAUCACUGAACAGUUUGAGAACCUGGCGUCAAUCCUCAAGCUUCCUGGGAAGAAGACCUUUAACAACAUGGACAGGGACUUCUUGGAGAAGAGAAAAAAAGACCUCAAUGCUUACCUACAGUUGCUGCUCAACCCAGAGAUGGUGAAGGCCUGCCCAACUCUGAUUCCCUAUGUGUAUGACUUCCUAGAGAACAAGAUCUACAGCAAGGGCAAAGGAGAGUUUGCACGAAAGAUAGACACGUUUGUAAAUCCUUUGCGAAGCUCCAUGAGGAACAUGUCUAACGCAGUAAAAGCUCUGCCAGACAGUCUGGCUGAAGGAAUGACCAAAGUCUCUGACAACAUGGGCCGCAUGUCAGAAAGACUUGGUCAGGACAUCAAACAAUCCAUAUUCAAGGUGCCUCCACUCCUCCCUAAGUCUGACAUCGACCCAGACCACUGUCGAGUCUCGGCCCAGCUUGAUGACAAUGUGGACGAUAAUAUCCCACUGCGGGUAAUGCUGCUGCUGAUGGACGAGGUGUUUGACCUUAAAGAGAAAAACCAAUGGCUGCGCAGGAACAUUAAGAACCUGCUACAGCAACUCAUCAGGGCCACAUAUGGAGACACUAUCAACAGAAAAAUCGUGGAUCAUGUGGACUAUUUGACAUCACCAGAGCAGGUGGCAGACUACGUCAAAAAGUUCAGGGAUUCCUACUGGCCCAAUGGUAUUCUAGCCGAGACCCCGCCACGCCGGGACAAGAGCAUCCGCAUGAGGACACGAGUAGCUGCCAAGACAAGCCUGCUGGGGAUCAUGCCAGAUGAGCUGAAGCACAUCAUCGGAGCGGACACCACCAGAAAGGGCAUACUCCGCGUCUUUGACAUGUUUCAGUACCAACCCAUGAACCGCCGGCUCGUCUACGUUUUCCUGGAGGGCUUCCUGGAGACCAUGUUCCCUCAGUACAAAUUCCCCGAGCUCUUUGUCAAGCUGCACUCCCGUUCGCCGCGCAUCCACAGAUACGGUCAGAAACUCAAAUCGUCCUCCCUCAAGAGUGACAGGAAAGGACAGAGGCAACAGGACACGGGCCGACUAGACACACGGAGACUUUGACAGCUACGAGUGAGAGUGGGGGGGAUUGGAGUGAACGAUGAGGUAUGUGUGUGAUUUCUGCCCUUCCUCUUCCUUCGCACACUGCUGCCGGUGAAAACACUCCCAUUAUCCAGCCGAUUACUUCUGUCAAGACAGAACUGACGGAUGAACGACACACUCUGCCCUACUCUCACUCUGUGACACACACAAGCGCAGACACAAAUCCUAUCAUUUGCACCAAGACUGAACAUGGCAGUCUUUUCUUUUAGUUUAUAUAUUUCCCCCCCUCUUCCUUUUUGAACACUUUUAGUUGUGUUUAGCUUUAUCCUGGGCCAGCCAGUGCUGCUUUCUUACGGUCCAGAGAGCAGACCACAAAUACUGUAUUGUUUUUAACCUGCAGGACUAGAUAGCAUAGACCCACACCUUGCCUUACCUUCCUUCCCGCUUCUGUCUUCGGGCCGGCACAGUCGUCCAUCUCAGCGAACCGGCCGCUCAGCUGUAAUCAGACUUCCCCUCGUGCUGUAGGCAUUCGAGCUGCAAAAAGCACUUGUUACCUUUGCAAAUUCAGUUUCUGUUCUCAUAGCAACCAAAAAACGUCAAUAGCACUGGGUCAAAGAGGCGCUGUUUGUUUUUAAAAUGUGACUGAACAAAUAUGGGUCGAGGUUUUUUUUUUUUUUUUUUUAUUGUCGGCAUUUUUUGUUUUCUUUGAGCCUCAACGCUUGUCUUGAGAUUUUUCUUUUUCUCCUUUCUGUCUAAAGUGUCGUCUUUACCACCUUCCAAUGCAGGCCACCUCCCCUUUAAUGCUACUGUCAUAACCUGUGAUGACCAAAGCUCAUGCUGUUCAUGUACGUGUGUACGUGUGUACGUGUGUACGUGUGUGUGUGUGUGUGUGUGUGUGUGGUGUGUGUGUGUGUGUGUGUGUGUGUGUGUGUGUGUGUGUGUACUUUGGGAUACUCUAAAACAUUACUGUGCUUCAUAUCGCCGAUCAUGUGAAGAAGAAGGUGGCAGUGUCGACCUUUAAUGAUCUUAAAGGUGAGGCUGUGACGACACAUCGAAGAAUGUACUCUCUGGUCUAUUCUGUAUUCGGCUCGUGUAGACUUUUGUGCGAAUGUGCGUGAGUGUGUGUUUUAUCACGGAGAUGCAAACCUCUUCAGUCAGAAACUGUGCCAGUGUGAGCUAGUGAACCAGCCUUAAAAUCUAUAUUCAGUAUAAACUGACCAAGAGACGCACGCUAGCGGUAGCUCUCCUUCACACGACUGAACAUUACAAUGAAAUCAAGGUAGAGAUAUGGAGAUAUAUCCCUAAUCACUUUUAUCCUGAGAAAAUGUCUUUAAUUUGGUGCAAUAUUUUUUUUUUAUUGCAUGUGCAUUUUGAAUCAUUGUGUACUGCAAAUUGUAAUUCAUAUUGUUUUAAUGGUAGAAAACACAAGAGAAGUUUCCCCACAAACGUCUUCAUAUCCCAACAACUUAACAUUCCGUUGUUGUAAAAGUACAAUGUUUAUUUAACAGACUUGUUUUAUAAGUCUGAGUUUUGUUGUUCUUCUUUUUGGUGUGCGGGGUGGUAUUUUCCACUUAUCCCCCGCCCACUCUGACAGAAUCUGUGUUUCGAUUCGGCAGUGGUGGUAGAGAGGGGGGUGUUUUUCUGGCCCGGUGAUUAGCUCGUUGGGCUAGAGCUAGCUCUAGGCCCCCGGACAACUGCUUCGUUUUAACUCCUAAGCGGUGUUUUAUGCAUUCACGCCUGUUAUAUUGAGUGUGAAGAGAUCUUUGUUGUUCUGAACUUUCUGCUGGAGGACGCCCCACCUUUGCGUGUGCACCGCCCACCCAUCCGACAGGUUCACAGGAGUGACCUGCGACCAAUGGAAUCACUGCUAAUUAGCACUUACCGUAGCAACUGUGGGAGCCCCUCUCCCGUUGGCUGAACGGAGCCCCAUUCUGCUGCAGUCAUUGGAUGGAAACUCCCUCGUCUGCUGUGAUUCGCUUGCACUGAGCAGCCCUGGUGGACUCCGAUUGGCUGAGUUAGGAGGACAUGGACUGAUGCCUCUCUCAUUGGGAGGCGAAUGUGUUGUCCCCCACGAUGGAGAGAUGUCACCUUUAACUUUCUGCACACCUCUCCAUACAGGAAGGCUUGUCUUUUUUUUAACCCCAGUAUAUAUGAAUUCUAUGAUAAUGAAAAUUGUGCAUAUCUGUGUACAGUAUGUGUUAAUAGUGUGCCUAAAUGUACUGUCAACUCUAUUUUCAUAUUUUUCUUUAACCUAAAAAAAACAAAAUCAAUCAGAAUGUCAUGAUCAUUUUACGCGACUGAAAAUGACUUUAGGGUGUUUUUUUUGCAUCAUGCUUAUCAAACUUUUCCUUGUGAGCAGUUUGUGCUCAAAUCAGUAUAACACUAAUAAAAGGUAACUCAGACUAACUGA
Messenger RNA from Acanthochromis polyacanthus (spiny chromis), 5504 nucleotides. It is a transcript of the gene snx13, whose product is annotated as sorting nexin 13. The record is from RefSeq and is a predicted model, not a curated record. Gene Ontology annotation, biological process: positive regulation of GTPase activity. The transcript is spliced from 25 exons. Gene Ontology annotation, cellular component: early endosome. Gene Ontology annotation, molecular function: phosphatidylinositol binding. NCBI's taxonomy places the organism in Eukaryota, Metazoa, Chordata, Actinopteri, Pomacentridae. Bases 158 to 3115 code for a protein of 985 amino acids.